Zea mays is the source of this 1371-nucleotide messenger RNA. Its product is annotated as transcription factor MYB36. Bases 143 to 1030 code for a protein of 295 amino acids. The transcript has 3 exons. Lineage: Eukaryota; Viridiplantae; Streptophyta; Magnoliopsida; Poales; Poaceae. The record is from RefSeq and is a predicted model, not a curated record.
GUCCAUAGUUGUUGUCUCUCCAGCCCCCAUCUCAGUUCUGUCAUCUAUCGGCGAGCAGAUUUGAGACCAAGGCUAGGAGGCACGGUAGAAAAGACAGCAGCAAAUCACAAAGAAAGCCCACUGGUAGCGUAGGUCAACAGACAUGGGCAGGGCUCCGUGUUGCGACAAGGCAAGUGUGAAGAAAGGACCCUGGUCGCCUGAGGAGGACCGCAAGCUCAAGGAGUACAUCGACGAGAAUGGCACCGGCGGCAACUGGAUUGCUCUCCCUCACAAAGCAGGGCUGAAGAGGUGCGGCAAGAGCUGCAGGCUGCGGUGGCUCAACUACCUGAGGCCGAACCUAAAGCAUGGCGACUUCAGUGAUGACGAGGACAGAAUCAUCUGCAGCCUCUUCGCUACCAUUGGAAGCAGGUGGUCGAUCAUCGCAGCGCAGCUCCCUGGGAGGACGGACAACGACAUCAAGAACUACUGGAACACCAAGCUGAAGAAGAAGCUCGUGCACGGCCUUGAGCGUUACACCGCACACAGCCUGAGCCAACGCAGCAGCUCUACCGUGUCAUCGUCGUCGUCAGCGGCGGUGGCGGCGUCGCCAGCAGAAGCUGCUCCCAUCGUGCCGCUGCAGCACCUCUCGUCACCUCACGAUUAUUCUCACCUCAUCUAUAGCGGCGGCGGCGGCGGCUACGGCGCCUCAAGCAUGUCGACGUCCCUCCUCUCCGCCGCCGCCGCCGCCGCCGCCGGUAGCCGCGACCGCGAGCAGCAGACAUUGAGAACAGAUGCGCCGUGUUUGGUGGACAGCGGCGGCGGCGGCGGCGGCCAUGGCAUCUAUUUUGACGAGACAUGCGCCUCCGCCAUCAGCGGAAGCAGCGUCGUCCAUGGGCUUGGCACGGGAAACUUCGUCUUUGGCGGCCUUCAGUUGUUGCAGGCCCAGGCACUGUUGCUUGCCACCUCCGGUGCCGCUAACCAGCUGGAUGAACCAUACAGCUUUGCCGCCUCCUGCUGCUAUGGCGAGGAGGCAGCAGCCGCCGAUGGUUAAUUAAUUAGACUUAGACGUCUGACGACGGCCGGGCGGCGCCAAUGGCACCACCGCUGGUACAACUAGCUAGCAGCUUUUUUUUUCUACGACAGCACCUACGGCGAGAGGACACAGCGUCGACGACAAGGAGAGCUGGUGCCAAUAAGGCGUGUUCCCUACUUUAACUGUAAUCACAAUUAUCACAAACCAAGGACUGUUUCGUACGUUACGUACUACUAGUUUGUAAGGGCCGGCCGCGGCUUAUUAUAUUAGGACUACGUACUCCAUGUGUUUCUACCGUACGUACGUACCUUAUGGUACGUAUGCGCCUUAUUAAUGUGAUUUCACUGAUUGAUUGCAUA